UUGCAGUACCCCGGUUAGACCGAGAACGGCGCCGUACACCCAGCGUUGAGAGAGGACACGUUCAAACUGCUGAGACUGGCUGCUGAGACUGGAGACCACGGAUCUUUGUGCCGAAACUAACAACACAACCUUUGCCAGACUCAUGAAUUAAAACCGCUCGUUCGUGAGAGGCCAGUAGAGGACUGUGGAUUAAACGACGACAAGCAUGGAGUUCCCGCAGCAGCAGAAACCGGCGGGGGACAGCAAGAUCACCUACCCGCCUGGAGUGAAGGAAAUCACGGAGAAAAUAAGCAACGAUGAGGUGGUGAAACGGUUAAAGAUGGUGGUGAAGACCUACAUGGACAUGGACCAGGACAGCGAGGAGGAGAAGCAGCAGUAUCUCAACCUGGCUCUCCAUCUGGCCUCCGAGUUCUUCCUGAGGAACCCCAACAAGGACGUCCGUCUCCUGGUGGCCUGCUGCCUGGCUGACAUCUUCAGGAUCUACGCCCCCGAGGCCCCCUACACCUCACACGACAAGCUGAAGGACAUCUUCCUGUUCAUCACCAGACAGCUGAAAGGACUGGAAGACACCAAGAGCCCACAGUUCAACAGAUACUUCUACCUGCUGGAGAACCUGGCGUGGGUCAAGUCGUACAACAUCUGCUUUGAGCUGGAGGACUGCAACGACAUCUUCAUACAGCUGUUCAAGACGCUCUUCUCUGUCAUCAAUAACAGUCAUAAUCAGAAAGUCCAGAUGCACAUGUUGGAUCUGAUGAGUUCUAUAAUAAUGGAGGGAGACGGAGUCACACAGGAACUACUGGACACCAUCCUGAUCAACCUGAUACCUGCUCACAAG
Molecule: messenger RNA, 835 nt
Organism: Salvelinus namaycush (lake trout)
Lineage: Eukaryota; Metazoa; Chordata; Actinopteri; Salmoniformes; Salmonidae
Product: sister chromatid cohesion protein PDS5 homolog A-like
Exons: 6
Biological process (GO): mitotic sister chromatid cohesion; DNA repair
Cellular component (GO): chromatin; nucleus
Source: RefSeq, a predicted model, not a curated record